AUGGAUCAAGGUGAGGGGCUCACAGGAGCACUGGCUGACACUGAGAAGUCUCAGGAGUUGCUGGAAGAAAUGCUUUGGCGUUUUCGGGUUGAAGAUGCAUCACCUUGGAAUUAUUCCAUGUUUGCCCUGGUUGGAGUGGUGGUCUUGUUGAGUGCUUUCCUCCUGAGGCGGAACAUCCAGGCACGCAGAAAACAAAAGAUGCAGCCACCAAAAAUAUCAAAACAAGAUGAAGAAGUUCAACAUGUGACUGAAGCCAUAACCAAAGAUGACAACUGUUUGAGUGCUGUUACAGAGACUCUGCUUUCAGAAAAACCCAGUUUGACUCAGGAAGAAACUGAAUUCAAAGGGACAGUUGUACCUGAAGUUUUCCUUCAAGAUCCACAAGAAUCUGAGAGCUAA
Molecule: messenger RNA, 399 nt
Organism: Suncus etruscus (white-toothed pygmy shrew)
Lineage: Eukaryota; Metazoa; Chordata; Mammalia; Eulipotyphla; Soricidae
Gene: SLC51B
Product: solute carrier family 51 subunit beta
Exons: 3
Coding region: 1-399 (132 amino acids)
Biological process (GO): bile acid and bile salt transport
Cellular component (GO): plasma membrane
Molecular function (GO): protein heterodimerization activity; transmembrane transporter activity
Source: RefSeq, a predicted model, not a curated record